Messenger RNA from Schistosoma turkestanicum, 1075 nucleotides. The record is from the annotation of a GenBank genome assembly. Lineage: Eukaryota; Metazoa; Platyhelminthes; Trematoda; Strigeidida; Schistosomatidae.
UGUGACCUUGAAACUAGUUAAGAUUCUAAAGUCUCCUCUUUAUAGGUGUCGGACGAAACGUUUCGCAACCCGUAACUGGGUCGAAGUUGCCUAUCGAAUUCAUAUCCGUUCAUGUCAGAACCACCUGUCCGUCGGAAGCGCGCAUUAUCAUUUGCUGGAUACUCAGAGCUUCCUAAAAUUUCCAGUAAUGUUCAGUUUGGACAAUUACCUACUGCCACCCGAAUUCGCCAUCCAUCGAUCGUACAUUCUGAAGGUUUUCCAGCUCUUGAUGGGCUUUACGGGGGUGUUUCGUGGAAGUUAAACAAUGAGCAAAGUGGAUUCCCACCGUCUAAAAGUUUAUCAGAUGUCAAAGAACGUAGAAUAAGUGGUUAUGGUUUACGUUCAAGGAAAUCUUCAAUCGCUACGGUUGUAGACCAUCCACUACAUAGCUGUAUUUCGACUCCAGAAAUUUCCCCUAAAGUACCAAGUUCCUGUUCUGAUUCAGUAGCAAAAGUGGCUCAGCCAUCUAGUUUAUUACCUUUUAAAUAUUCAGAUUAUAUUCUCCCCGAUAGUCCAUUAUCUUCGAAUCUUGUUAAACUCUACCUUGCCAAGGUUGGCACAUCAAAUUCUGUUGAACAUGUAUGCCCAAAUAAUUCAUCUCAGUCGAAAUCCCCACAAACUUCUUUACAGAAUGACCAUUGCUUACCAGAAUAUUUACAGAUUCACCCACCCACUCUGGCUUCAAUGGUUAUGCCAGUAAACCAGAUAACUCGAGUACAUGGUAGCCAAAAUAAAUCUGUCCAUAUUUCUCCGAUUAGAAAAUCAGACAAAUUUGGGAAUUCAGUGAAUAUUUAUUUGAAUGGUCAAAAUGCAUUAACAGAUACAAGUUAUUCUAGUGAAUUCAGUGAUGGUGAAUCAUGGGGACAUCGGCCUAUCUGCGAUCUUACUAACACUGGAUAUCUUUCAGAUAAUCACCUCAUAGAAGCUGUUUCUAAAGCAAAAAUGUUCAAUAUGAGUAAACGGCAAUUAGAAAUGCGCCUAAAUAUCCGACCUGGUUCUAACAGCAUCUCUCCUAAUCGUACAAAAACAAAUUCAA